Messenger RNA from Pseudopipra pipra, 1367 nucleotides. RefSeq names its product heme A synthase COX15 (gene COX15). The record is from RefSeq and is a predicted model, not a curated record. Lineage: Eukaryota; Metazoa; Chordata; Aves; Passeriformes; Pipridae. The transcript is spliced from 8 exons. Gene Ontology annotation, cellular component: mitochondrial inner membrane. Gene Ontology annotation, biological process: heme A biosynthetic process. Gene Ontology annotation, molecular function: oxidoreductase activity, acting on NAD(P)H, heme protein as acceptor. The coding region runs from base 25 to 1200 and encodes 391 amino acids.
GCCGCACUUCCGGCGUGGCUCGGGAUGCUGCGGGCGGCGCGCGGCGGGGCGCGGGGGCUGUUGCAGGUGCGGACACCGGCACCGUCGGCCCGCGGCCGCCUCCCCCCGCAGCGCUGGCUUCAGCUCCGGCUGCUGCACCAGGAGCCCCUACCCGCCGCGCCGCCGCCCGCCGUGGGGCGAUGGCUUCUGGCCUGCAGCGGCGCCGUGGCCGGUGCCGUGGUGCUGGGCGGCGUCACAAGGCUGACAGAAUCAGGCCUCUCCAUGGUUGACUGGCACCUGGUGAAGGAGAUGAAACCCCCACAGACACAGCAGGAGUGGGAAGCUGAGUUCCAGAAGUACCAGCAGUUCCCGGAGUUUAAAAUCCUGAACCAUGACAUGACCCUGGCAGAGUUCAAGUUCAUUUGGUACAUGGAGUACUCGCACCGCAUGUGGGGCCGUGUCGUGGGCCUGGUCUACAUCCUGCCUGCAGCCUAUUUCUGGCACAGGGGCUGGCUCAGCCGCCCCUUGAAGGGCCGUGUGCUCGCCCUCUGUGGGCUGGUCUGCUUCCAGGGGCUGCUGGGGUGGUACAUGGUGAAGAGUGGGCUGGAGGAGAAGCCAGACUCGUACGACAUCCCUCGGGUCAGUCAGUACCGCCUCGCAGCACACCUUGGCUCCGCACUGGUCCUGUACGCUGCGAGCCUGUGGACAGGGCUGACUCUGCUGCUUCCACAACACAAGUUGCCUGAAACACAUCAGCUCCUUCGCUUGAAACAAUAUGUUCAUGGCACUACAGCUCUCAUUUUUCUUACUGCCCUUUCAGGUGCCUUUGUGGCAGGACUAGAUGCUGGCCUUGUGUACAAUUCCUUCCCCAAAAUGGGGGAGCACUGGAUCCCAGAUGAUCUCCUUGCCUUCUCUCCUGUGCUGAGAAAUAUCUUUGAGAAUCCUACAACUGUACAGUUUGAUCACAGGAUCUUGGGAAUUGCCUCCGUCACAGCUGUCACAGCACUGUACCUCUUCUCGCGGAAGAUCCCACUCCCUCGCAGGACCAGGAUGGCUGUGACUUCCUUACUGGCUGUGGCUUGCAUGCAGGUGGGCCUGGGCAUCAGCACACUGCUGCUCUAUGUCCCCACACCUCUGGCUGCUACCCACCAGUCAGGCUCCCUGGCACUGCUCAGCAUGGCACUGUGGCUCAUGAGCGAGCUCCGGAGAGUCCCCAAGUAACCCACCCGCAGGAGAGCCCUGCCGGAGGGAGCUGCAGCGCCGAACUCAGGGGCGGCCCAGACCCUUCACCCCGGGUGCACGGGCGGAUGUGCGCCCGGACGGGUUGGCGCAGGGAGGCGGCGGGUGUGAGUGUAAACUUUGUAACAUAAAAGAGUUUCUGCGGAGCA